Ixodes scapularis (black-legged tick) is the source of this 2172-nucleotide messenger RNA. RefSeq names its product sodium-dependent proline transporter-like. Lineage: Eukaryota; Metazoa; Arthropoda; Arachnida; Ixodida; Ixodidae. The transcript has 14 exons. Gene Ontology annotation, biological process: sodium ion transmembrane transport. Gene Ontology annotation, molecular function: glycine transmembrane transporter activity. Gene Ontology annotation, cellular component: membrane. The record is from RefSeq and is a predicted model, not a curated record. Bases 1 to 2151 code for a protein of 716 amino acids.
AUGCAGGCUCAGGCGGAGGCCGCGAACCCUCUGCCUCUGAGCCGCUACGAGGGCCAGCCUAAGCGGGAGAAGUGGGCCAACAAGCUCGAGUUUCUCCUCUCCUGCAUCGGGAUGUCGGUCGGGCUGGGCAACAUCUGGCGGUUCCCGUACAUGGCCUACGUCAACGGCGGAGCGGCCUUCCUCAUACCGUACAUCAUCUUGAUGAUUACUGUCGGGAAGCCGAUGUACUACCUGGAACUCAUCCUCGGGCAGUUCCAGAACCUGGGUCCCACGGCGGCUUUCAACUGCUUCCCCCUGUCCAAAGGGUUGGGCGUGUGCAUGGCCUACACCUGCUUCUUCAUCUGCCUCUACUUCAACGUCAUCCUGGCGUAUGCGCUCAUCUACAUCGUGCACUCCCUGAAGAGCCCGCUUCCCUGGGUUUCCUGCGAUCAGAAAUGGGCCAACGAGAUGUGCUUUGACAGGAACGAGACCAGCUGCCGAACCGUGAAUCACCAUCUCUUUGACAACUACGUCGACCAAGUCGUCACCGCGAACCGGACAGUAACGGUUACUCGCGGCAGCAAAUCCGUUCCUGUUCCGUACGAGGCUUACAUCAACGCGAGCUACGGCUGUACCAAUGCCACGCAGUCAGCGUCAGAGCAGUUCUUCUACCGACAAGUGCUUUCGAUGAGCCAAGGCAUCGAAUUUCCCGGAGAGCUUCAAUGGGACCUAACGUUCUCCCUCUUCCUGUCUUGGGUCUUCGUCUAUAUCGCGCUGAUAAAAGGAAUCAAGACCUCGGGAAAGAUAGUGUACUUCACGGCUCCUGCUCCGUACUUCAUCCUGACGGUGCUCCUUAUCCGCGGUGUCACCCUUCCUGGGUCCAUGAAGGGCAUCAAGUACUUCCUCCUUCCGCGCUGGGAGAAGAUGUUCUCUUUCGUGGUGUGGCAGCAGGCGUGCCAACAGAUCUUCUACUCCCUGGGAGCGGCAAUGGGUACCAUCAUUUGCCUUGGAAGCUUCAACGACUUUCGCAACGAUCUCAGAAUAGACAUCAUGUACAUCACAGCAGCGGACUUCUUCACCAGCCUUAUCGGCGGGCUCGUCGUCUUCUCUGUUCUUGGAAACAUGGCUCACAAUCUGGAUCUCGACAUAUCAGAUGUCGCCGAAGGAGGUCACGGCCUCGCUUUUGUCACCUAUCCCGAGGCGGCUAGCCUGAUCGCCUGGCCCAACCUCUGGGCUUUGGCCUUCUUCCUAAUGCUGCUGCUGCUAGCGGUGGAUAGUCAGUUCUCUAUGUUCGAAUCGGUCCUGGUGCCAUUCAAGGAUGAAUUUCCUCUGUUACGGCUGUAUCCGUCUUCGAUGGCGUUAGGGGCCUCCGCCUUUAGCUUCAUUCUUGGAUUGAGCAUGGCAACAAAGGGUGGACUGUACGUACUGAACCUCAUUGACACGUACAUAGGAGGCAUGAUCCUUCCUAUCAUCGCGGCCUUUGAGCUUUUCACGGUGUGCUGGAUGUACGGAAUAAAAAGGCUUUCACUGGAUGUCGAGUUUAUGCUCGGGUCUCCACCGGGUCUCUUUCUGAAGAUCUGCUGGGGCAUAUUUUGUCCCGUCUCUCUCCUUGUGAUCGUCAUCGUGACAUUCUUCACCCAAAAAAGGACUACUCUGGGUACUUACGCCUAUCCCUAUUGGGCCGACGUCCUUGGCAUGGCAACUGUUCUUAUCGGACUGCUCCAGAUUCCCCUGUUUGCUUUCUUCUACAUGCGAAAGAACAACUUCAACGUAGUGAAGUGUCUCGAUCCGGCGCAAGACUGGGGACCGAGUGACAAGGCACUUUUCGACCAGUACACGAGCUUCGUGAACAGCCGCACCUCAAUACCAUCGGCGUCCGGACACCCCCCGCUACCAGCGUCUCAGUUUGCGGGACCCGUACCGGAACUCGACAAAGAGGAAGCGGCGCCAUCCAGAGCGCUGGAGAGCGAACCUCCCACGAGGGACACGGCUGGCGUCGACGAAACGUUCACUUCUCCCUCUUCGUCGGCCGUGGGAAAGAAGCGGUCCGGCGGGUCCGGAGGGCCGUCGCGAGCCGCAUCUCCGGGCACGGUUCACGGCAUGAGAGAAGAAGGCAUCGAGACCGCGGCAGCUGCAGCUGACAAAGAGGCCAACAUGGCCGCGGAGGCUUGAUGCAUUCCGAUUAAAAAGGGA